Messenger RNA from Hipposideros armiger (great roundleaf bat), 4807 nucleotides. RefSeq names its product SUMO specific peptidase 2 (gene SENP2). The transcript is spliced from 16 exons. Bases 5 to 1912 code for a protein of 635 amino acids. The record is from RefSeq and is a predicted model, not a curated record. Gene Ontology annotation, molecular function: deSUMOylase activity. NCBI's taxonomy places the organism in Eukaryota, Metazoa, Chordata, Mammalia, Chiroptera, Hipposideridae. Gene Ontology annotation, biological process: protein desumoylation; proteolysis. Gene Ontology annotation, cellular component: nucleus.
GAAGAUGCUUUCCGGUCGGAUGGGAGGAGGUGACGUCAAGAACGGUGGCAGGAGGGGGCCUCCUGUAGCCCUGGGGACGCUAUAUCUGUGGGCCUUCAGAUCGCGUCACAAAUCGGCGACUGAACCUUGGCUGUGGUGGCUGAGGCGGCGAAGGCGGCAGCGGCGGCGACAGCUCUGGGGAUUGUGUCUCGGGGUGUGUCGGCCGCCGCUGCUGCUUGGGCCUGGUAUGUACAAAUGGCUGGUUAGGAUUCUCGGCACCAUUUUCCGCUUCUGUGACCGGCCGGUGCCCCCUGCCCGGGCCCUCCUGAAGAGGCGGCGCUCGAACAGCACUGUGUUUUCUACAGCAGACACUGAUGAGAUACCAGCCAAAAGACCAAGACUAGAUUGCUUUAUUCACCAAGUGAAAAACAGUCUCUACAAUGCUGCCAGCUUAUUCGGAUUCCCAUUCCAGCUGACCACAAAGCCCAUGGUAACCUCUGCUUGUAAUGGAACACGGAAUGUGGCGCCUGCAGGAGAGGUAUUUUCGAACUCUUCAUCUUGUGAACUGACAGGUUCUGGAUCCUGGAACAACAUGCUGAAACUGGGUAAUAAAUCUCCUAAUGGAAUAAGUGAUUAUCCAAAGAUCAGAGUGACAGUAACCCGAGAUCAGCCUCGCAGAGUCCUGCCUUCCUUCGGUUUUACUUUGAACUCAGAAGGCUAUAACAGAAGACCAGGUGGUCGUCGCCAUAGCAAAAGCAAUCCAGAGAGUUCUUUAACGUGGAAACCUCAGGAACAGGUUGUAACAGAGAUGAUUACUGAAGAGGGUGGCAAGGGUCUGAGGCGUCCCCAUUGUACUGUGGAGGAGGGUGUUCAGAAAGAGGAAAGAGAGAAGUACCGGAGGUUACUGGAGCGACUUAAAGAAAGUGGUCAUGGAAACUCGGUUCCUCCUGUAACUUCAACUCAUCAUAGCUCUCAGAGGAGUCAGAUGGACACAAUAAAGACCAAAGGCUGGGGGGAAGAGCAGAAUCAUGGAGGCAGAACAACUCAGUUUGUUCCAAAACAAUACAGAAUUGUUGAAACAAGGGGACCUCUAUGUUCAGUGAGGAGUGAAAAGAGGUGUUCAAAGGGGAAAAUUUCUGAUACAGAGAAGACAGUUGGAAUCAGACUUGAAAAUGAAGGUAGGAGGGGACACCAGCUGGAACCUGACCUAUCCGAAGAAGUGUCAGCCCGACUCCGCCUGGGCAGUGGAAGCAAUGGCUUACUCAGGAGGAAAAUGUCAAUACUUGAGACAAAAGAAAAAAAUUGCUCAGGCAAAGAGAAGGAUAAAAGGGUGGAUGAUCUUCUUGAACUUACAGAGGACAUGGAAAAGGAAAUUGGUAAUGCCCUAGGCCAUGGCCCACAGGAUGAGAUCCUAAGUAGUGCUUUCAAAUUACGAAUCACUCGAGGAGAUAUCCAGACCUUGAAGAACUAUCACUGGCUUAAUGAUGAAGUCAUUAAUUUUUACAUGAAUCUUUUGGUGGAAAGAAAUAAAAAACAAGGCUAUCCAGCACUUCAUGCAUUCAGUACAUUCUUCUACCCCAAAUUAAAGUCUGGGGGUUACCAAGCAGUGAAAAGAUGGACCAAAGGGGUCAAUCUCUUUGAACAGGAGCUUAUUCUGGUGCCUAUUCAUCGGAAGGUGCAUUGGAGCCUGGUGGUGAUAGACCUAAGAAGAAAGUGUCUUAAAUAUCUGGAUUCUAUGGGACAAAAGGGCCACAGGAUCUGUGAGAUUCUCCUGGAGAUUCCUCAACAGUUGAAUGGAAGUGAUUGUGGAAUGUUUACUUGUAAAUAUGCAGAUUAUAUCUCUAGGGACAAACCUAUCGCAUUUACUCAGCACCAGAUGCCUCUUUUCCGGAAGAAGAUGGUGUGGGAAAUCCUUCAUCAGCAGCUGCUGUGAGAAUGCCCCGCCCGGUCCCUCAGCUGCUGGUGGUUCUUUCACGGACAGACGUUUCCAUAUACCUCAUGCAUUGUGGGUUAAAAAGUCCCUGCUUCACUUCUGUUGUCUCACAGGUACUGAGCUGUCAGAAGUGCAUGAAGGCCUCUCCCUGCACCCUCGUCCUGACUUGGUAUGCGGAGGGCUGCUUGCGACCCUGUUUGUAAGGCUGUGCCUGCUCAGAGCCCUGGACUAUUCAACCCACGCAAGAACAAACGCUAAUUAAUACUUUUUUUAAAAGAGAUUUUUUUUUCCCUAUGAAUGUGGGAAAUGCAGGAUUUAUUCUAUGAUUUGUUUUUUUCGGUGUGUUUGUUCACGUGUUUUCAUUCGCUCACUCAUUUGCAAAUGUAAUGGGCAGUGGCUGUUUUCUGCUGCACUUUUACAGUUAACUCUGAAUUACUUGUUUGAACUAUUUAUUUCUGAAAAGAAUGAAAUGUUAAUCAAGCUGCCACUCCCUGCUGAAGAUCAGGAGGGAAAUCAGUGUGUGUGUGGGGGAGGAAGUGUUAAUGAACUUCUCUAACGCUGGAGCAGUAACUGCCAACUUGAAGCUGGAGGUCUUUUUUUUGAGGCUUGAAAAUUCUGGGAGAAGCGCUGUGGUGUAGGCUCCGAUGGCCUUUCAGAGGAAGUCUGACACUACAGCACUGGCAAGGUGUCAUGGAAAAGUGGAACUGUGGCCAAGGAACUUGGCUAUCCAUGCAUCUUCAGAAGAUUGUCAUGGUCAUCCUAAAGAGACUUCCGUUUCUGGAAACGAGUUGACUUGGCUACUCUCGAAACUGGAUUUGAAGUAACUGUAAACCCUAAAUCUUCAUUUUCAUCCCAGAUCUGGUUGAGUAUGAACCUCAGAAUUGUUAAGAGCUGGCCUGAGCUGUUUAUUUCAAAAGAUCGAUUCAAUUUAAAGAUAUUUUUCCUCAAAGUUUUUUUCUAUAUUGAAAGCCAAAAUUAAGUUUUGUAUUCAUUAGGAUUUACACCCCCCACCCCCAUUCCACCCCUACUGAAAUUUGUGGAAGAGAAUUUAGUAAGUGGCUCUGAGGUUACCAGUUAUACAGUAAUCUAUUUUGCAUAUGAAAGUUUGUAUUUAACUUUUUUGUUCAUUAAAAACCUUACAGUGGUUACGCAUUUUUAAUUUCAGAGAGUUUAGAGUUGGUCAGAACAUAUUUUGCAAGAUCUAGUGCCUAGUGUUGCUUUUCCGAUGUAAUAAAAGGUUGCCUGGCAGAACCUGAAAAGUAUAUGCUGAAAUGAUUUCUAACCCUUUCCCUACUUAAACCUCCCAGACUUGUCCUGGUACACAAAAGCAAGAGGCUAAACCAGAAAAAUGGGACACGUGUUAGCUGUGAAUCAACAUGUCUGCCACCUGGGGGCCAUACUCUUGCAGCCACAGAAAAGUAUUGGUCUAGGACUGGGGGCCUGUGAUGCAGAUGGAAACUGCUGGGCCUACUUGACGGCCAAAGCAGAGGACGUGUGCUUAGGUGAUAAUUAAAGAAGGAGCCGGUUGUGCUGCAUCUCCCACAAGCGUAGGCUGCACAGACAGCCCUUCCGCAGCUUCUGCUCCUCUCCGGAGGCUGUUGGAGUGGUGCCAGUGAGUACUGGGAUCAGGCAGCUGACACAGCCAAGAAAGAGAUUAACUGGGUCAGCAUUAUGUUCAAAACCUGGCCCCCAUUGGGACUAGGUUUCACCUGGGAAUGUAGUACCUUGGUUAAGAUUUGUUCCAUGUGGCAUAAAUCCUGUUAGGAAUGGCCGUUUGUAUUCUAACCAAAUGAGUGAGGCUGGGGGAUGUAUUUCUGUUACAUUAUAAGUAUUUGAGGGGCUAAGUAAAGCAGCUUUCAUUGAGCUUUCCAUUAAUGUGCACUCUCACGAUAGCUCCUAAUAAUCUCCCAGGACAUAACGAAAUAGAUAAGAACAGAGAGUUAAGUUAGAGAAUGGCAUUCUAUUGUACUUAACCCUGACUCCCUGAACUUUAUGAGCUGUCACAGGCCAUGCUUCUCUAGGCACUGAUGGGUUUCUCUCGGUGUAGAGAAACUUGUUGGUAAUAGAAGUUUUAUAUCUAAACAGUUUAUGAGAAAAGCAGUCAGGUGGUAAAAACAGCUAUUGAUUUUAUCAGUAGCAAAUUAUCAACAUUAAAACCAGUGAGAUUUUAUGUGUGUGUGUGUGUAUAUAUAUAUUUUUUAUGAGUAGUUUAGGGGUCUGAAAAAAGGUGAAGUGAACCAUUCUUUUUUAGUAGACAAUCUCUCCUAAAGAUUGAUAAAGUUGUAAAAAAAACUACUGUUGGUGAGCAAAUGUCUUUCUUGUGUUUGACCUUGGACCAGAGCCGGGAUGUGGGUGGGAGGGAAACAAACUUGGGGCAUGUGGAAGAUGUUGUGGAGAGCCCCAUAUUCUACCUCAGUUACCUAAGGCUAUUAGAGCUUCUGAUGUCUUCAUCCUCUGAAAUCCUAAGCACAACUUGGGGAAUGCCGUGUCGAGUGGCGGGUGUUUGCACUGUGAGGAGUUGCUUGGUGCUGGGACCAAGGUGUAGGUGUGGGGAAAAUGCGUCCUUGGAGAUAAAUUGAACCUCUGAUACAAAUAAACAGGUAGAGAAAUUUAACUUUGUAAUAAGUUUAGUGCUAUCAUUAAGCUACAUUGUUUAAAUUGGCUUUUGUGAACUAAUUGGGAACCUAAUUUCUUUCUGAUAGUUUCUUUGAGAAAAAAUGCUCAGUACCCAGUAUUCAAAGAAACUUUUGAUACUUGUUUGUAUGUUGGGGAUCAAGCUGGCUGUAUUGCUCUGAUCAUUUUUUUCUUUUAAUUUACCUAAUAUAUACAAGGAAAGGGUCUGGGUGUUUGAAAUAGGUGUUGACUUUAUCUACCAAUAAAUUCCUCUUUAAUUCA